This is a messenger RNA of Nicotiana tabacum (common tobacco), 648 nucleotides long. RefSeq lists its product as uncharacterized. Lineage: Eukaryota; Viridiplantae; Streptophyta; Magnoliopsida; Solanales; Solanaceae. The record is from RefSeq and is a predicted model, not a curated record.
AUGGGUGAGAGGAAUGCGCAAGCUGAUAAGGAAUUGCUAGGCCCUAAGGAAGCUAUUGGAAUCAUCAAUCAAAGGGAAAAAGAACAAAUUUUAGCCGAGUCUUCGAUUAACAGAGGGGAACCAAUAGAGGUCAGAUACAAGGAAUCACACAAUGGUUCUGCUUAUCAAGGAAAUGGGAACUUCUUUACUCGAUUCUCAAAACUAGAUUUUUCUCAAUUUUCUGGUAUAGAUUUGCGUACAUGGCUGUAUAAAGUUGAUCAAUACUUUUCUAUGGAUGAUGUUAUGUUUGAACAAAGGGUGAAAGUGGCAUCUAUUCACAUGGAUGGUGAUGUUAUUGCUUGGCAUAGAUCUUAUGUGAAAUCUAGAACUUCCACUAUAGACUUAUCAUGGACUGAAUAUGUACUAGCUUUAAAUAAAAGAUUUGGGGAUAAUUUUGAGGAUCUUAUGGAGGCUUUGAAGACUAUAAGUCAAACUGAUGGGGUUAAGGAAUAUCAAGCAGAAUUUGACACAUUAUUAACUGCUGUUAAUUUGACAACUAAGAAUGCUAUUAGUUAUUUUCCAGGGGGACUUAAAUCAGAACUGAAUAAAGCUGUUAAAACUCAAGCACCAAGAACUUUAAUGCAAGCCUAUAAGAUUGUCAGAUUAUAG